UGUUGUCACGCUGACUCAGUCGGUGGAAUCAAUUUGGACUCCACUGCUCGCCGUACCAGGCUGUCAGCACUCUCUCACAUGAAUUACAUAAAUUAGUGCGUCAAGAAAUAGUUUUUCCUUUUAAAACACUCCAGAAUGGCUUUUCAGUGUCAACGAGAUUGCUAUAUGAAAGAGUUUGUUACCUCUGUGGUGUCCUGCUGCCCAGCUGAGCUCAAGCAAGAAGUUAACGGAAAGAAAGAAACCCUGAAAGGUUUCAGUGUCAAGCUUCAAGAUACAAUCCUUUUUCCUGAGGGAGGCGGCCAACCAGAUGACCAUGGUCUGAUCGGGGAUGUCCAAGUACUGAGGGUGACGAGGCAGGGCCUGAAGCCGUGCACUUUGUAAGCUCACCUGGAGGUGGGUCUGGAGGUGCAAGUUAAGGUGGACUGGGAGAGGAGGUUUGACCACAUGCAGCAACACUCGGGUCAACAUUUGAUCACAGCUCUAGCAGAUUCAUUUUUUGGAUACAAGACCACAUCCUGGGAUCUGGGGCGUCAGAGGGGCACCAUUGAACUGGACACUCCCUGUGUGAAGCCUGCCCAGCUUCAAACCCUGGAGGAGGCAGUUAAUGAAAAGAUCAGAGCUCACAUCCCUGUCACUGUACAGCUUCUCUCUAUAGACGACCCUGCUGUGGAAAAGGUGAGGAGUCGAGGCCUGCCAGAUGAUCAUGCUGGUCCCAUUCGGAUCAUUGAUAUCGAGGGUGUAGACACCAACAUGUGCUGUGGAACUCAUGUGUCUAACCUCAGCCACCUGCAGGUAAUAAAGCUUCUGGGAACUGAAAAAGGCAAGAAAAACAAAACCAACCUGAUCUUCCUGGCAGGCAACAGGGUGUUGAAGUACGCAGAAAGCUACAGCACAGAGCGAUCACUGGUGUCUCUGUUGAAAACUGGGCCGGAUGAGCACGUUGAGGCUGUUGACAAGUUGCAGAAGUCUGUGAAGCUACUACAGAAAACUAACCUGAGCCUGCUGCGAGACAUGGCUGUCUUCAUCGCUCAGAACUUCAAGAACAACCCCCAGAGAGGCAACUUCUUCAGCUAUCACAAAAAGGAGGGUGACAAUGAGUUCAUGAAUAUCAUUGCCAAUGAAUUAAACAGUGAGGAAACGCUGGUCUUCCUGACUGUGGGAGAGGAGAAGGGACCUGGUUUGUUUCUACUGACUGGACCCAGCGGACCAGUGUCAGACAUGGGACCACGGGUGCUGGAGAUGCUCCAAGGGAAGGGGGCAGGAAAAAACGGACGUUUCCAAGGCAAAGCCAACAGCCUGGCACGGAGAGAGGAGAGGUGGAGGAUUUCCUGCAGCAGCAGCACUGCAAACAUCACACCUCAGAGGACGAUUAAACCAGCAGUGACUCAAUACAAACACUUAUUUUAGAUGAUGGGAAAUACAACAGUGAGCUAAUUGUUCAUACUUUGUGCAAAACACCAUGCAGUGUGUUAAAGUACAACAACAAUGAUGGGAUAAUUUAUGUCAAAUUGUAAAUAAUUAGGAGCUCUGUACAACAUGCUGUACAUAUCUGAAUGUGAAAUAUCCUGUACUGUUUUUAUUCACGUAAAACCUCAGCUGUUGAAGCUUA
This is a messenger RNA of Notolabrus celidotus (New Zealand spotty), 1609 nucleotides long. It is a transcript of the gene aarsd1, whose product is annotated as alanyl-tRNA synthetase domain containing 1. Gene Ontology annotation, biological process: tRNA aminoacylation; regulation of translational fidelity. The record is from RefSeq and is a predicted model, not a curated record. Lineage: Eukaryota; Metazoa; Chordata; Actinopteri; Labriformes; Labridae. Gene Ontology annotation, molecular function: Ser-tRNA(Ala) deacylase activity; ATP binding; aminoacyl-tRNA ligase activity.